GCGGUAUCGCGUGAUUUUCCGGUUCUCACCUAUAAGCCAUAUUGAAGCUUGAAUAUUUUAAUUUUCUUCAACAGCCAUUCCUCAAUACGUAUACAUGUGUCUGUGAGCUUAUAAUUAUUUAAGUCGGGUUCACAGCUUCGUGUCGCGUGCCUUUUAUCAUAUUCUGAUUGGCCGUUACAAUCAUGGUAUCAUUUACUAACCAUGAUCUACCGGGACAUUUCCUGAGUUGGGACGUGCUCGACUUUUGGACACCACACGACAGGCGACGGCGAAGUAGCUGUGAAUCCGGCUUUACUGUUAUACAUUUUUUUAAUAAAAAUAUAAAAAUUCUCUUCAACUGUUUACCAUGAAACCUUUAAUGUUACAAGGGCACGAGCGUGCCAUUACUCAAAUUAAAUACAACAGAGAAGGUGAUUUAUUGUUCUCGUCUGCUAAGGAUGUAACCCCAAACGUAUGGUAUUCAUUGAACGGGGAACGUCUUGGUACGUACAUUGGUCAUACUGGAGCUGUGUGGUGUAUUGACGUUGAUUGGAAAACAACAAAGUUUUUGUCCGGAGCUGCUGAUAACACCUUAAGACUUUGGGAUGUUGCAACUGGUGUGGAAAUUGGUAAUAUUAGUAGUAAUUCAGCUGUUCGUACAUGCUCAUUCAGCUAUUCAGCUGAUCUCGCCAGCUAUUCAACAGAUCAGGCUAUGAAACAAGAAUGUGAAAUUUUUAUAGUUGAUGCUCGAGAUGAUGAAUCUUUUAAAAGCAGUGCACCAAUAUUAAAAAUGACUGUACCAAAUUCCAAAGUCACUUCUUUAAUUUGGGGUACAUUGGACCAUACAAUCAUUACUGGACAUGAAAAUGGUGCUAUUACUCAAUGGGAUUUGAGAACUGGAAAAAGUAUAGAAACUGUUAAAGACCAUCAAGGAUCAAUCAACGACAUGCAAAAGAACCGACAAGGUACUAUGUUUGUUACUGCAUCAAAGGACAAAACCUCAAAGUUAUUUGAUAUAGACAAUUUGUCAGUUCACAAAGUUUAUGUCACUGAACGUCCUGUCAAUAGUGCUUCACUUUCACCAAUAUAUGAUCAUGUGGUAUUGGGUGGUGGUCAAGAUGCUAUGGAUGUAACAACAACAGCAGCACAAGCAGGCAAAUUUGAUGCUAGAUUCUUUCAUGUUAUUUUUGAAGAAGAAUUCGCAAGAGUAAAAGGUCAUUUCGGUCCAAUAAAUUCACUAGCUUUCCAUCCAGAUGGUGAAAGUUUUAGUACCGGUGGAGAGGAUGGUUUCAUUAGAGUACAAUCAUUUGAUCCGUCUUAUAAAGAAUUUAAAUUUGAUUAUUGAUAAUUUAUUUAAGUGUCAGUUUCAAUAAUAAAAAAUAAUUAAAUUAAA
Molecule: messenger RNA, 1372 nt
Organism: Melanaphis sacchari
Lineage: Eukaryota; Metazoa; Arthropoda; Insecta; Hemiptera; Aphididae
Product: eukaryotic translation initiation factor 3 subunit I-like
Exons: 6
Coding region: 347-1324 (325 amino acids)
Biological process (GO): cytoplasmic translational initiation
Cellular component (GO): cytoplasm; eukaryotic translation initiation factor 3 complex, eIF3m
Molecular function (GO): protein binding; RNA binding; translation initiation factor activity
Source: RefSeq, a predicted model, not a curated record